CCGGGCGCACAGGCCUGAGCGAGCGAGCGAGUGAGCGGGUGCCAAGCAGGAGACCCGCGGUGCACACCUUGCGCCCGGCCCGCCUGCUGCUCACAGUCCCUCCACGUACCCACAGGAGGCCCAGACUCAGCGGGGCGGGUGCAAGCGCGGGGCGGGGCCUCUGCGUCCGGUCCCAUCUCCGCCUGCAAAACGAGCAGCUGGCUCCAGGCUCCAACGCGCCUUCCAGCUGCCUGACUGCCUCUUCGCCUCUCCCGUCAUUUCUUGGCUCGAAAUGGACCCCAACUGCUCCUGCGCCACUGGGGGCUCCUGCUCCUGUGCCAGCUCCUGCAAGUGCAAAGAGUGCAAAUGCACCUCCUGCAAGAAGAGCUGCUGCUCCUGCUGCCCCAUGGGCUGUGCCAAGUGUGCCCAGGGCUGCGGCUGCAAAGGGGCGUCGGAGAAGUGCAGCUGCUGUGCCUGAUGUGGGAACAGCCCUGCUCCCAGAUGUAAACAGAGCAACCUGUACAAACCUGGAUUUUUUUUUUCAUACAACCCUGAGCAUUUGCUACGUUCCUUUUUCUAUUAAAUAUGUAAAUGACAAUAAAACAGUUUUGACUUGA
Molecule: messenger RNA, 596 nt
Organism: Gorilla gorilla gorilla (western lowland gorilla)
Lineage: Eukaryota; Metazoa; Chordata; Mammalia; Primates; Hominidae
Product: metallothionein-1L
Exons: 3
Coding region: 272-457 (61 amino acids)
Biological process (GO): cellular response to copper ion; detoxification of copper ion; intracellular zinc ion homeostasis
Cellular component (GO): nucleus; cytoplasm
Molecular function (GO): metal ion binding
Source: RefSeq, a predicted model, not a curated record